Molecule: messenger RNA, 606 nt
Organism: Dermacentor albipictus
Lineage: Eukaryota; Metazoa; Arthropoda; Arachnida; Ixodida; Ixodidae
Product: juvenile hormone acid O-methyltransferase-like
Molecular function (GO): S-adenosylmethionine-dependent methyltransferase activity
Source: RefSeq, a predicted model, not a curated record
AUGGUUUCCUACGCUCGCGAGCACUGUUCUCAUCCAAAGCUAGCGUACGAACAGCUGGACAUAACAGGAGACGUCUCCGAGUUCCUCAGGAUGUACGGACCUUUCGAUCGCCUCUACUGCUUCAACAGUCUUAACCGUGUGAAAGACCAGCCGAAAGCAUGGAGCAACAUGGCGAAGCUGCUGAAGCCAGGCGGAGAGUGUCUUCUGUUUUACAGUGCUUGGUUUGCUUCACCGGAAGUCUGGAGGACAUUGGCCAGAAAGGAACGCUGGAGCAGGUUUGCGGAGAUGUGGGAAGCCCUCAUUCCGCCGACACAGGACAUGAAGAGCAAUGACGACAGGCUGAACUAUGCCCGGUCACUGGCGCAGGACGUUGGGCUGGAACUGAGGAGCUGCGAGAUAGCUCACAUUCAUCUCCCCGCACAAGGCUGGUCCGAAAUGCUGACUGCACUGCUACCAGGAAAUUACACCCUCAGCGCCGAAGAAAGACACGACUUGUUCAAAGACGCUGAUCAAGAAUUUCAGAUCUGGCUACGAGGACGGAAAAAUCCGCGCUUGGCUGAGAACUACGUAAUCCAUGGGAUUAAGCCAAUGAAACGGCACUCAUGA